Adelges cooleyi (spruce gall adelgid) is the source of this 5824-nucleotide messenger RNA. It is a transcript of the gene chp, whose product is annotated as chaoptin. Gene Ontology annotation, molecular function: protein binding. Bases 304 to 4275 code for a protein of 1323 amino acids. The record is from RefSeq and is a predicted model, not a curated record. The transcript has 17 exons. NCBI's taxonomy places the organism in Eukaryota, Metazoa, Arthropoda, Insecta, Hemiptera, Adelgidae.
GCAAGUAUAAACCCGCCCACUACCACAACCACCGCACCACCAUCGCAAUUAAAUAAUCCUAUUCGAAUCGGCCGUUUGGAGAAAACUUUCAAGUGCUCAUGAGUUAUUGUUUCGUUAGUAACAGGAGAACUUCAUUCGGAUGGAUAGCAUGUGUGCGGCAAUAUGUUUUUUUAGGUUUACCUCAUAAUACAAUGAUAUGAUGUUAGAAGUAAAAAAUAGUUGUACCAUCAACUCGGUUGAUACAAUGUAAAAAAGAAACUUUAAUUUGUCCGCACAUCAUUAUCGAGCCCGAUUGCAAACAAAAUGACCGUCAUGACGUUUAUACACAUUAGAUACGCACUAAUGUUGUUCACUUUGUUAUUGAUGUUGUGGUUCGUAAGUUCAGGGGCCGAAAGUUUUUUGCAAGAAAGUCAGCCAUGUACAUUUAAUCCAUUAUGUUCGUGUACCAAGUCUUUCGAUAGCCUGGGCGAAGUACGUUGCGUCGAUUUAUAUUUUCCUAGGAUACCGCUGGCCAUCAACAGGUCUAGGUUGUCUACCCUUCAUUUUCGCAACAACAACUUAGACGAUGUGCAACCUUAUUUCCUAGUCAAUACUGGCCUGUAUAAAAUAUCGGUCCAGGACAAUCCGUUAUCGACUUUACACGAGGAAUCGUUGUGUGGCCUAGAACAUUCGUUAUGGGAAUUGGAAUUAGUUAAUACUCGUCUCAACUCUGUGCCAAGUAGAGCCAUACGCAUUCUACAAAAAUUGAAAAUUCUUAAUUUAUCUGGAAAUCAAAUAUCUGAGAUUAAAAUGGGCGAUUGGAAUGGAUUGGAAAAAUCGUUGCGCGUGUUGAAACUCGCCGAUAACGCUAUCACAUACUUGGGCCACAGGGCUUUUGAUAGUCUAAGGUCGUUAGAAACUGUAGACUUAUCCGGCAAUAUGAUUUCGGAAAUACAUAUCAAUGCAUUCCAAGAUGGCCCAGCCAGAUUGUAUAAGCUCAAUUUGGCCGACAACUUAUUGAAGUUUAUUCCUUACGUGCAUUUAUCCUCACCCUUAAUGAAAUGGUUAAAGUAUUUGGAUAUUAGUUACAACCUAAUAGAAAGCACUAGAGGUCCGUCGAUAACGACGCCGUCUAAAGGAGGCCGUCAUAAGUUAUUUCUCGAUGAACUUCGCUUGGAUUAUAACCAUAUAAAGAUAUUGGAACCAAUGAGUUUUCAGAAUUUUGAAGCGAUCAACAAAACAUAUUUCAACGGAAACCCAAUCACCCACGUGCAGGAUGGAGCGUUUCAAAAUACAAAAAUUCGUGAGCUGUACUUGGUUGACUGUGAAAUUUAUAAUGUCUCUACGGACGCAUUUAGAGGUCUAGAACCAUACCUUCAUACGUUGGACAUAUCCAAUAACAACAUAACUGAGUUUCCCGUUCGGAAAUUACAACAAAACUUCAACGUUUUAAUGAAGUUGGGUCUAGGAGAUAAUAAGAUAAAAAGUUUGUAUCCCGUCUCUAACCAAGUAAUCGAAAAAAUUGCAAAGCCUAAUGAAAAGAAAAAAGCAAAAGACAAAAGUAGAGAUAGAGAAGAUGAAAAAAGAUCACUUCCUCGAGAUCCCAAGGAACACAAUGAGUUUAAUUCCUUACAAGACUUUGAUUUCUCUGGUUGGAAGAACGGGCCUCUUCAUAUUCACAAUAUAAACGGUUUUAAAUAUCUCCGUCGGCUCUCAUUGUCAAGGUUGACUACAUCAGCCUUGACACCAGAAAUGUUCCAGAAUUUCACAAAUGAUAUGGAAGAACUACAGAUAACAGGAUCGGAUUUGAAAUCUAUUAAAUCACACGCUUUUAAACAUGUCAACGGUUUAAAAUAUUUAGAUUUGUCGGAUAAUUCGAUCAAUCUUUUGGAAUCCGAAGCGUUUAAAGAGAUUGGACAUUCCCUGCAAUACCUUAAACUAGCACAUGCCUUCUCGUCUUCGUUCAAAUCAGUACCAGGGGAUGCAUUUCGUUAUUUAUCCGACCUAAAGUAUAUGGACUUGAGCAAUAACCACUUGCAGCAUCUUCGAGAAGCCGCGUUUCAUUUUCAAACCAAUUUGAGAACUUUAAAGUUACAAGAUUGUAUGAUCGACGCUUUGCCUAGUGGCACUUUUCAAAGCGAAUAUCAUGAUGAUUUAGAAGAGCUUUACUUGUCAUCAAAUGCAUUGAAAAAAAUCGACGAGCGUACUUUCGAUAGCUUGAAGUCAUUGAGUAAAAUUCAUUUGGAUGAAAACCGAAUUAUUCGUAUAGAAAAACACGCUUUUACGAAUUUAGAAAGUUUGAGGUGGCUUAUAUUAAGAGGAAACAAAAUAGACAAAGUAGACAACGAAGCAUUCCAGAACUUGCCAUAUUUGCAAGAGCUUGAUUUGGCUUAUAACAAUAUUAAAAAUAUGGAUUUUACAUUUUUGGAUCAAGUUGGAAUGCUAUCGAACGAUUUUCAUAUGAAUGUCAGUCACAACCAAAUGAUUAAAUUAUACUUGAGUUCAAACUAUUCGAAUAAGGAUCUAUUUAUUCAAUCAAAUAUUCGAGUGUUGGAUAUUUCAUACAACAGCAUCAAAGAAAUAGAAGAUAAAUAUUUCACUCCAAUGGAAUCCAGCUUGAGUUACUUACAUUUGUCACACAAUAAUUUAUGGCAAGUGACCAGAAACGUAUUUGGAAACUUAAACCAUCUAAUAUGGUUAGACCUUGGGUACAAUCGUAUCAGCGAAGUGGGAUUUGACGCGCUUAAAAGCUCGAGAAAACUACAAGUAGUUAUGAUGAACCACAACCGCUUGGUCGACAUGCCCAAUGAUUUAUUCAAAGGAUUCGCCGAGUUGAGAAUUGCUGACUUUUCUUACAACAAAAUCCGAGUACUGCCCGAUAUGUUUUUCUCGGAAGACAGCUUGGAAGUGUUGAAUUUAGCUCACAACGAACUUUCUCGCAUGCCUGUGUUGGCAUUUGCUAUACAUUCGGCAGGAUUAGUUUGCGACAUGGAUUUGUCGCAUAACAUGAUAACAGCACUGCCGGUUUUCGAAAUGUUUUCACGGUUCAAAUCACUGAAAAAGUUGAAUUUAGCUGGAAACCGUUUGGUUCGUUUGGAAGAUUCUAAUUUUGCAGCUUUACCACAUUUGGCCUAUUUAGAUUUGAGUAACAACAACGAUUUAAUUUUCGAAAACAGAGGUCGAACGUUCUUGGGCUUAGAUCAAUCGCUGAAACACCUCAGACUGAGAAAUAUAUCUUUACUAACCGUACCAGAACUUCCGUUGCCAUCACUCUUACAUUUAGAUUUAUCUAAUAAUCAGAUAACAUCAGCAUCGUCGGACAGAGCUUCGAAUUUAACAUCACUGCAGCAUUUGGAUCUAAGCCAUAACGAGAUGAUUGGAUUUCCGGCUAUCAUCAUGAAUUUACUAGAACUUAACAGCCUCUAUUUAGCCAAUAACCAUAUCUACGACCUCAACAAUAACAGUUUAACGAUGGGAGUUCAAAAGCUAAUCACACUAGAUCUAAGCUAUUUGCCAUUGGUAUCAUUUGAAACCGGUGCUUUAAAUAAGAUGGUAUCGCUAAAAACGUUGGUGAUUAGCACUUUUGUGGGUGUUAAGGAUUUUAACGUAGCAUCCGUUAUUGCCGACGUACACACUCUAAAAAACUUGCAUCUCCAGGUUGAUAAAAUGUCGCGUAUCGGUAAGGAAUUCAACGGACUACUUCCAUAUAAGUUAAGAAACAUUACAAUCAGCGGAAAAGCCUUACAUGGCUUUUUAACAAAUAAUUUAUUUCAAGGAAUGCGGUACCCAAGUUUGAGUUUAACAAUUUUUAACACCAGUUUGGACACAAUAUCUGCCGAUUUAUUCCAUCAUAUGGGAGCCGUCAGAAAUAUCAGUCUCGAUGUUCGCAACAACUCGUUGAAGUCAUUUGGAAACCCAUCGACUAACGCUUUGCCAAACCAACAUAGUCAAACGUUUUUGACUUCAUUGAAAGUAUCCGGUAACCCUUGGGUCUGCGAUUGUAAUAUUGGAUGGAUGGAAGUGUGGCAUCGGAAAAAGAGACAGUUCUUGUGUAAUGAGGAACCUACGUCACUGGCAUUAUCAAACAGAUUUAGAGAAGCGGAUCAUCGUUUUAUUUAUAAAUCUUCAUGCUUGAUUAGUGACGAAGACUUAGAAACCGCAAGUUGUUCGGACAAAAAGAAAUCGUUGAUGGACGCUUUCAAAACGGAUAUUGAAUGUGGAUGGGGAGCUGCUGGCAGAUGUCAAUCCCACAUAAUAGUCAUCGUAUCUGCUCUAGUGUUGUAUGCAAUGACAUAAAUCCCAGACCAACUUCAUCACACAAUAAUUUAACGUAGGCAAAAUCACAGAUAUAAUUUGUGUCCAAGACUUGCUGGUUGGAUUAUAAAUAAUUUUAAUACUUUCUAAACAAUACAGGAUAAAAAAAACAUUUUUAUUAAAUAUUUUGCCUAACAACUAACAACAAUUACUUAAAUAAACCGUAUAACGAUUGCAUUUUGAAAAGGUAUUUAGCGUUAGUAAUAAUGAACAUAUGAACAAUAAAACACUUAAAAAAUAUUAUAUUUAUAAUAGUUAAAUACUUUGUGAGCCGUUUAAUUUUUCGUGUGUUUAAUGGCGAUAUAACACAUCCAGUACAUCGUGAGCCGGUACGCUCAUUACUUGUAUAUGAAAACCUCAUGUCAUUACGGUAAUGGGCUAACGGCUUCAAGAUGUAUUGAACCGGCUAUAUUUAGUGUUGGUACCUUGUACUGCCUAUUGUAGUUUUCAUUGACUUUUAGAAAUCUUGUAUACAGGUUGAAUGUGUAUGAAAUUUUGAAUUCCGAUUUUCUUUAUAAUUAAUUUGGAGUUGGAGUACCAAACUUUGUUUAAAAUAAGAAGGAAACCGAUUAAAAAAUAAAGGGCAUUUUAAGAAAGGUUUAAAGAUGUUUCGUUCAAUACAAAAAUCGUAAAUUAUUUUUACACAUUUAAUAUUUUAGAUACAAUAAUUACUUGUAGGAGAUGUAAUAUAAUUGAAGAAAUUCACUAAACAAUUUUAGUUUUUUAUUAGGUUUAUUUUUAUUGUCACUGGAGAAUAAAAUAUUAGUAGUAAAAAUAAAGUACACAAAAUAAUAUAUACUUAGAACUUAUUUGAUUAAAUAGUUGGUUAAGUCUAACAUAAGUAUAUUUUAAUAUUCUUAACGCAUUUCUAUGUAUGUAUGCAUUUUUUAUCACUUAAACGCAUUUUGUUUCUUCUCGAGUUUCUUUUAUUUCUAACUCAAAAUAUUCUUUAUUCAUCGCAUUGCGAAUUUUUGGUUUAUAGAUAGGUUUUAAUAUUUUGGUUUAUAUUUUCGUCAAUUAUUAUUAAGAACAAAUUAUUUGAAAUUUUACUUUUAUUUUCAUUUUUUUUUAUUAAUAACUAAACAGGAAGUGUUUUUUCUUGCUAUUUAAAAUUGUUAAAUUAAACAUUUUAAUAUCCAAAUUUAUUUUAACCCCUGUUACUGAAAAUUUGAACCACAAAUGAAUUUUGUUAAUAGCCUAAUGUACAUAAUACUCAAGUGACUACACUUAUAUUAACUUUAAUUAAUUUUUUAAUCAUAUCGAAUUUGGAUUUUUCGGUAAGUAUUAGUCAAGGAAUUAGAUCAGUGUAACACAUUAUUAUUUUACUAAUUAGUUAGAAGUCUACUCGUAUUUUAUCAGAUUGUAAAUUAGACUUUAAAAAUGGGCUUUCUUAUUGUAUAAACAUAAUGUUAAUAACUGGUCUGUUAUUUAUAUUCUAAUAUUAUAACAUCUAAAAAUGAUAUAUAGCUUGACGUGAUGUGUCAUGUGUUUAGUGUUAACCUGAUCACACACACAUAUUACUUACAAUGUU